AUGCUUAUUAAUAUAUUGUGGAUUGGUAUAAGAUGUUUAAUCUAUGUGAAAUUUCACUUCAAGGAGGAACUUGUUGAUGGAAGUUCUAAUGGCAACUUUGUGCUUGAGUUGGACUUUGAACCAUUUAAUGCAUCGUUUCCUCGCCCAACCCUGAACAAGUCAAUUGGGAAUGGUGUGGAAUUCCUCAAUCGCCACCUUUCUACUAAACUCUUCCAUGACAAGGAGAGCUUGCAUCCACUUCUGGAAUCUCUCAGACUUCACAACUACAAUGGAAAGACUUUGAUGUUGAAUGACAGGAUUCAAACUCCGAAUGCUCUCCAACAUGUUCUGAGGAAAGCUGAAGAGUUCUUAGGCACACUUCACCCCAUGGUUACUUUGCUCAAGACAAUGUCUUGGGAUACCCUGAUACCGGUGGCCAUGUUGUUUUAG
Molecule: messenger RNA, 429 nt
Organism: Lotus japonicus
Lineage: Eukaryota; Viridiplantae; Streptophyta; Magnoliopsida; Fabales; Fabaceae
Product: sucrose synthase-like
Exons: 3
Coding region: 1-429 (142 amino acids)
Biological process (GO): sucrose metabolic process
Molecular function (GO): sucrose synthase activity
Source: RefSeq, a predicted model, not a curated record